Molecule: messenger RNA, 2791 nt
Organism: Ixodes scapularis (black-legged tick)
Lineage: Eukaryota; Metazoa; Arthropoda; Arachnida; Ixodida; Ixodidae
Product: G patch domain-containing protein 1
Exons: 16
Coding region: 142-2700 (852 amino acids)
Biological process (GO): mRNA processing
Cellular component (GO): nucleus
Molecular function (GO): RNA binding
Source: RefSeq, a predicted model, not a curated record
GAUAGGUCUGGACACAAUGUGCCAACAUGGACGCGCGCAAGCGUUGGCUGCUUAAUGUGGUUGCGCGUUGUUUAUUUUGAGCUUCAGUUUUCUGUAUUCUCUACUGCAGUGGGCUUGUAAAUGCCUAGAAAUUAAAGUAUCAUGGACGAUGCGCAACCUGAUCAUGUGUUCCUUGGAACACCAUUGGAGGAGUUAGACCAAGAUGAAAUUCCCAGGAAAAAAUUCCAGCCUGACCUCACAGUCAGGGACGCUCAAGGGAGGCGGCGUUUCCAUGGGGCCUUCACGGGUGGCUUUUCCGCAGGUUUCUACAACACCGUCGGCACGAAAGAAGGAUGGACGCCAGCCACAUUUAAAUCUUCCAAGUCCAACAAAUCCGAUAAUGUACCAUUGCAACCGGAAGAUUUUAUGGAUGAAGAGGACCUGGGCGAGUUUGGGAUUGCACCAAGGAAGAUACAAGUCAAGGAGGACUUUGUUGACUUUGCGGAGCAGAAGAAACGCGUCCGUGAGCCACCUAGAAUGAAUGUGGGCCCAAUCCCAGGAUCACCUCCCUUGAAAAACCUUUUCAAACCAGUCAGCCAGAGCAUCGGUGUAAAGCUCCUCAAUUGCAUGGGCUGGCGACAGGGCCAGGGAAUCGGACCACGUCUCACAAGGAAAGACAAGAAACAGAGAGAACAAAACAGUGCUAGGGUCUACGGCUGUGCGCUGCCACCUAGUGCAGAAUCGUCCGAUGAAGAAGAUGAACGUGCAGAGCUCCACUUGUUUGCACCCAGUGACAUAGAUAAUAUUAUUUAUGCACCCAAGAACAACCUCCACGGCAUUGGCUAUGUAGCUUUGGACAAGCAUUCGGUACUUGCGGCCCCAAUCGACCUGGAUCAGCCCACCACAACAAAGGGGCACUUGGAAAAAGGAAAACGCAAGCUAGCUAUUUCUGGACAGGCAUUUGGGGUUGGAGCAUUUGAAGAAGAAGAUGGUGACAUCUAUGCUCGUGAAGAUAUGUCGCAGUAUGACUUUACACUGGGAGAUGAAUUGGAAGACAAGCCCCGCAAAACAACUCUGUCUAUUCAUGAGGGAAGAGGAAAGAGCCUUCAUCACAUCACAAAGACACUGGAAGGCUUCCAUCUGGCCAAGGACCCACCCACAGUCAGGAAGCACUAUCCACCUCCACAGAUUCCUGCAGACUUUGAACCAUUUCAUCAUGGUCCUAAGAAGGAGCGCCGACGUUUCGAGGAGCCCAAAGCUAACCUCUACAAAGAAGACAGAAAAGAGCAUUCAGGUUCCAUAUUUGACUUGAUAUCACCAGCUGACAAAGCAAGGCUUGAAAACAUCAAGCAAGGAGGCAGUAGUGGGCAAGCUAAAGAAGCUGCCAAAGAUGAGAGUGCAACGCACACAGAGCUUUCCGAUUCCCCAGCAGGACCCACCAAACCUUUUGCUAGGGAUGAAGCCAAGCAGAAGCGAUUUGAGCAAUACCUAUCCCUUCUCAGCUCCAAAAGAAUUGAGCUCUUCCCUGCAAUGCAGCCUCUUCACAUGACUGAAUGGGAGAAAGAGAGGGAGUGCAAGGAGUUCCAGCGGGCAGCAAUGAUCUGUCAGCCCACUCAGAGUCUGGGUUCUCGGUUCGUCUCCACCAGGACACUAAAAGACGACGACAGUGUGGAUGUCACCGUCGACAAGGCAGAAGAAACAGAGGAUGCUGCCAAAGCAGCGCAUCUGGGGAUGUUUGGGAAACUAACACACGAGGAGUUCGAGUGGCACCCAGCCGAUCUUCUCUGCCGACGAUUUAACGUGCCUAAUCCUUAUCCCAAUUGUGAAAAAGUAGGCCUUGCCACGGUCAAAAUGGACAAAUACUCAGUUUUCAAUUUCCUGAAUGUGCCCCAUACAGAGGGUAGUGCUGAGGAAGCUUCGGAAUCUACUGUAGAAGUUGACAAGUCCUAUGGUGAUCAUCAGUCAGAAAAACCAUCCUUGUCUAGGGUACAACCAGCUGGUGAAAACAGAGAUGCUGCAAUGGAAGAGGAUGAUGGUGAGGAGGAUGGCACAGAGCCAACAGAGGAACGUCCUCCACUGUCUGUUUUCAAGUCAAUAUUCUCAGAAUCAUCAUCGGAAGGCGAAGAUGAGGAAAACACGACGGAAUCCAAUGCUCAAAAAGUGUCGGAAGAAACCAAAACGAGCAGACCAAAUAUGCAGAGCAGUGCAAUCAGUAUGGAGCAGGCAGUGAAAAGGCCCCUGCGUCCUGCAAUGGGGGUGUUUGCGAACUUGGACUUUGAGCGGCUUAACCAAAGGCCACCUGCUGUGCCGGUAGAAGAACUGCACCCCAAGUCUCUGCUGGAGGAACACAAGGCUGCCGGAGCAAAAAUGGGAGGCGAGCCCAGUCAGUGCGGCUCGGAUGUAAGCAACCUCUAUGGUCCUCGCUUGCCGCCUACUGGAGUGUCCUCCGCAGCUCAGACACAGUCAGAACCACCUAAGGGCCAUCAUUCUAAAAAGCAGAAGAAAAAGAGCCAUACCUCUAAGGCAGACAAGAAGCAUAAGAAACACAAGUCGAAGCAAAAAAAGCACAAGAAACAUAGCAAGAAGCAUUCAAAGAACAAGGCAUCUAAAUCUGACAGCAGCAGUGAUGACAGUAGUGAUUACACAGAUGAAGAGUGCCACACCCAACCGUCGUGCAAAGACAUUAUUUCGAGAUUGAACAAACUCAGAAAGCACCUCUGAUUCUGAAAGGAUGUCCCACCUGCUGAUGAAACUUCCAUUUGUAAAUAAUGAUGUCAAUACAGAUCACCUCUUAAUUGAGGACGUCUUUGCA